CCCCGCCGGCGGAGGGCGGGGCCAGUGGCGGGGCCGCCCGCGGUUGCCAUGGAGGGCUCGCGGGCGGGUGAGACGGCGCCGCCGCCGCGGCCCGGGAUCGGCGUGGGCGUGGUGGUCAUCAGCGCCGAGCACCCCGGCUGCGUCCUGCUGGGCAAGAGGAAGGGCCCGGUGGGGGCCGGCACGUACCAGCUCCCCGGAGGCCACCUGGAGUUCGGGGAGAGCCUGGCCGAGUGCGCCGCGCGGGAGGCGCUGGAGGAGGCGGCGCUGCGCCUGCGCAACGUGCGCUUCGCCUCCGCCGUGAACUCGACAUGCGCCGCCGCGCGCUACCACUACGUCACCGUCCUCAUGAAGGGCGAGGCGGAGCCGGGGGCGGAGCCGCGCAACCGGGAGCCCGACAAGAACGAGGGCUGGGAAUGGGUUAAAUGGGAUGAAUUUCCUCCAGCAAAUCAACUGUUUUGGCCCUUACGCUGUUUAAGAGAACAAGGUUACAAUCCUUUUACAGAAGAUCUUGAUCACCUAAAGGGGUACACAGGAAGUCACCAACUAGCAUAAAAAUAAUUGUGUGUUAUAUAACAGUUUUUCAUGGACAGAUCUGCCUUUACAGUUUAACAGAUUAAAAAAAGAUGUGUCAUACUCCCUCUGCCCAUGUGAAAAUACUACCUGUCAAAAAAUGCCAGAUGUUUCAGUGCUUUCACCUUAUUUCACGUAACGGUUGUCUCUCAUUCAAGGGCUAGAUGGGGCUCAGCAACAAGCAUAUUUUCUAGUUGUUAAGUAAUUAAUGUUUUCUUUUAUAGAAAAGUCAUAGUGUUUUAGCUGAAAAAUCUUCAUAUAGAUGAAUAUCCCUUUGGAAGUCAACAGAGCUACUCACAGAAGCUUACUCAGUUGGAAAGAGUUGUAGCAUCAGGCCCAAGGGAAACUGAUUUGUUUAAGCCACUGUCCUGCUUUUUAUGUAAAACUACUUUAUAUAUCAUGCUGCUUUCCUGUAACUAUGUGUCUUGGACCAAUUGUUAAACUUAGCCUUGCCUCGUAGCUUCAGUUAAGAUACUGUCAACAUCCAUACUGAACAAAAGUCACAUUUUCUAGAGAAUGUCUCAUAUUCCUGCAGACAGUAGUAUAUACUGGAAAAGCAGAGUAUUAUAAACAUAGAAAUGCUGCUCUGGCCUGUAGGAGGGAAUGAAAAUUCUAUGACCCUGUCUGCCACCCGCUUUUGUUACAGAUGCUUUCUUUGCAACCUCAGUUACAUUAGAACUGUUAACACAAAAUCUGACGUGCAACAAAGAAAGGUAUAUUAUUUGUCUCCGGUGAAUGUAUACGCACAAUUUUCAUGAGCAUAAGUGAGAGUGGCAAGCAUUUAAGGAGAGAGUAUGUCUCCUUAAUAUAUGGUUAAUGGUAAGAAUAUUACUGUAAACUGCAUUGCCCUAUCUUCAAAGUAUCAUAUUGUUCCUAACCUAAUAAAAUAAGUUAAGUGGAAAUAGAAAUUCCUUUAACUUAAUUUUGAAAAUGCAUCUGCAGAAGUGUUUCAGAUCUCAGCAGUUUAUCUUCAUAUGUUACUACAGCUCUUAAUAGUUUAAUGGAGAGGUGCCUACAGUGGCCUAUUAGACUGAUAAUAGAAACAUUGUACAAACUAACCUUAUCUACAGGUGUAGCUCUACAGCAGACUAUCAUACUUUUUGGCUAAAGAGGGUAGUCAGCAUUAAACACUGCACAGAUGAUCUUUGUGGUUACUAGGAUUUGAUAGAAUUCUUAAUCUUCAGUUUGAUGUGACUGAAUGAUUGAAUUAGCAGCGAAUGAUAUCAUAGAACACAGAUAUAUAUGUAAAACAAUGAGUUUACAAUUUGUCAUUUUUCUAGAAUUUGUAACUGAAUUUGAUUCUUUUUCAGCUGUAGUAAUUAUGACUUCUGCCAUGAAAUUUAGGAUCAGAAUGGAUUAUGACUCAAAGAAUUUCACAAAAUUGGCUAUUUUCUUCGGUGUACUUUUAAAACACAUUUUCUGUUUGUUUCCUUUAUAUGCAUACACUGUAGAAAACAUUCUGUGAUACCCUUUAAUUUCAUUUAAAUAAAACACAAAUACAAUAUUGAAAGAUUGAAUUUGUCUGAAAUUACAAAUUGACUUGUCAGUUCUAAAAAAAAGAAAAGAUUGAAGGGUUUAAAGCAUUUGCUUGCUUUGCACAUAUAUUUCUUAAAGGGAGGUGGCUUUUUUUGCUGAGAAGCAGGCAGAGCAGUACAAGAUGCAAGAAUGCUGUUGAUACCAAGCCUCCCACUUAGAAUUUUAAGUAUUCUUAACUUACAACUUCCUGUGGGAUGGAUAUUCUUUCUCUGAAGUGGAAAAAGUAGAUCCUGCUAAAAAGCAGUUUUGAAAUGGAAGAUCUCACUGAAUAUUACCUUACUACAGUAUCUCUGUACAAAACUUAUUUUUCUACUCAAAAAGUGGAGGUUUUCUUCCCCAAAACAACAUUUUGUACAUUGAAAAGUAUUCCACUCAGCUGUCAACAAAGAGGCUGUAGGUAGGAAGAGUUGGCAGAUGUCCAACCCAUCUGUCCCAAAGAAUAAUGAAAAAGAUAGUAAUUCAAAUGAUUUGGUGCUAUUUUAAAUUUUAGAAGGCAUCUAAGUCCUUGAUGUGAAAAAAUGAGUUACUGGAAAAUUGUAUGUAAUACAAUAAAUCCUUUAUUACAUGUA
Molecule: messenger RNA, 2675 nt
Organism: Dromaius novaehollandiae (emu)
Lineage: Eukaryota; Metazoa; Chordata; Aves; Casuariiformes; Dromaiidae
Gene: NUDT15
Product: nudix hydrolase 15
Exons: 3
Coding region: 49-552 (167 amino acids)
Biological process (GO): dGTP catabolic process
Cellular component (GO): cytosol
Molecular function (GO): 8-oxo-7,8-dihydrodeoxyguanosine triphosphate pyrophosphatase activity
Source: RefSeq, a predicted model, not a curated record